Molecule: messenger RNA, 783 nt
Organism: Alternaria burnsii
Lineage: Eukaryota; Fungi; Ascomycota; Dothideomycetes; Pleosporales; Pleosporaceae
Exons: 2
Coding region: 1-783 (260 amino acids)
Source: RefSeq, a predicted model, not a curated record
AUGUCUACUCCGUACUCAACACCUCGAUUAACGCUCUUUUCGACCACCUUUUGGGAAGUUCUUCCCUCACAUUACGACAAGAUUAUAACACGCUGGUCUAAGAUUGCACACCUGCAUCACGAAGCAAAGUCCGACAUAUUAGCCACCGACCGCGCUGGUGCAGUGACAUCCCUCAAAGCGGAGUUAGAGAUGCUGGAUUUGGAUGUGGAGGAGUACCGAAAGCUCGUGAACGGUGUCGAUAUUACUGAUAUUGCAGGCGUAUACGUCGUGGGUGGCAGGCCGCGACAUCGCGCUUUGGAGAUUGCGAAGGAGGACAAGAAGGAUCUGGAAGAAAGCUUGAGCCUGGUGGAGGAGCAUGUGAAGGAAAUUAGGGCCGAUAUUGCCAAAAUGAGCACAAUGAGCACCGUGCAUGUCCUUCAGUGUCACCAUACCAAUGAUCUUACUCCCCUCUUAACAGAACUCGAGGAUCGAGCCGACUGCGUUUUGACAAGGCUGUACCUGCUCUGGCAGCUAGACGAAGAGUUUGCGGAAAUCGAGAAAAGCCUGCAGCAGCAAGAUUACAUCAAUCUCAUUCGUUCCAUAACCGGGAAAAUGGAGGCAGAUCUGGAAGUUAUUCGACAAAAGAACGAGUUACUAAACAAUGGCCAAUUAUCCGACUGGAUUGACAACGGUACAGAUGAGGCAGAGAAGUCAAGGAAACAAGAGCAUGUUACGAGACUGAUGAAGAAGAUGGACGGGUUGCAGAAACAGAUGGCGGAAGCGAAGAGAGGAUAUCUCGGCUAG